This is a messenger RNA of Trypanosoma grayi, 315 nucleotides long. RefSeq lists its product as hypothetical. The record is from RefSeq and is a predicted model, not a curated record. NCBI's taxonomy places the organism in Eukaryota, Euglenozoa, Kinetoplastea, Trypanosomatida, Trypanosomatidae. The transcript has a single exon. The coding region runs from base 1 to 315 and encodes 104 amino acids.
AUGAUAUGUCAGAAGGCCAUCUGCAAUGCGGGAGAAAUGACGGUCCAGAUGAGACACAAGCACCCCGGUGAGCUGAACAAAGGGGCACAAGAACCGAACAAACCCACAUCAAGACCCCUCAAGCGAAUGAGGGUGGAAGCUCCGGCCUUACACGGUAAAGCCAUAAAGCAGGAGGAAAGUGACGAAGCAUUACCACAUAUUCCAGUGUGUGCGAGAACAGAGGCAUCCCUCACGACCGAAGCACCAAUAAAACACGAGAAGAAGACACACUGCUGCUGGAGCAGCAGUGAGAAAAAUAAUACAUGGUGUGUUUGA